This is a messenger RNA of Acanthosepion pharaonis, 579 nucleotides long. Lineage: Eukaryota; Metazoa; Mollusca; Cephalopoda; Sepiida; Sepiidae. The record is from the annotation of a GenBank genome assembly.
AUGUCACCUAUUGGCCCCGGACUCGGGACCAGUCCCUUCGAUCGCAAAUUUUUCGGCGCCUUUCAGCCCGCCCCGGGCCCGAAAAACGAGACCGGUGACGGAAAUUGCCCGGGGGAUGUCACCCUAUAUGGGCCCCGCGACUCAGGACCAGUGCGCGAUGGAAUUUACAAGGCGCCCCUUUUCAUCCGCGCCCCACCGGGAAAAAACGCAAACCGUGACGGGGGACGGAUUACGCAAUAUGUCCCCCUAUUAGACGGACCAGGACGUGGUUCGAUCAGCGAAACAGGCGCCCCGCCUUCAGCCCCAACCGGGCCCACCGAAAAAACGCAGAGACCGGGAGGGGAGGAGAUUGAAAGGAUGUCAGCAAUAUGUAGCGCCCCCGAAUGCGUUGAUCGGUUUUACAGAGGGGCCCCCCUUUUCCCGCGCACCCCCCAAAAACGAAAGCCCGGUGACGGGGGACGGAUUGACGCGAAUGGAUGUCCCCCUUUUAGGCCGAGCCAGGACCAGUGCGUUGACAGCAAAUUUUUAAGACGCGCCGCCUUCAGCCCCCAACCACCCCGAAAAACGCAGAGCCGGUGA